AUAAAUGAUUGGAUGAAGAAAAAGACGAUAUUCCAGACACACUUCACAAAAACCCAUCUGUAGAAUGUAAAACCCUCCAUUUUUAACUCUCUUUCCGAAUCCAUUGUUAUGGUUUAAGCUUCUCAAAUGGCGGCUCAACGACUACAUUUUCAAAACCUCACUCUCAGAACUCCCAAAACCCUCGUAAAACCUUCAUCAAGACGACGAAUCUUCUUCCCUCGCGGAGCUCACUCCCUACCUUCUCCUCCAGACUUCCAUUCCAACCAUGAGCUUGGAACCCUGCAAAACCAACAAUACCCAGAACAAGUUUUCUCGUCGGAUUCUCUAUCGGACUCUUUCUUCGUGGAGAAAAUUUUGCUGGGCUUGAAGCAAGGUAAUCCCAAUUCCUUGCGAAAUUCUCUUUCCCGUUUGAACCAAGUAGUUGUGGUCGAAGUUCUUUAUCGGUGCCGUGAAAAUUUGCAACUGGGUCUGAAAUUCGUUGAUCAAAGUUUGUCACUUUGUCCGAAUUUGAAACAUUCUACACGGUCUCUGAGUGCGAUGAUUCACGUUUUGGUGCGUGGAAGGAGGUUGUCAGAUGCUCAAGCUUUGAUUCUUAGAAUGGUGAGGAGGAGUGGAGUUUCUCGAAUAGAAAUUGUUGAUUCAUUGGUUUCGACUUGUAGUGGUUGUGGUUCGAAUUCUCUGGUUUUUGAUUUGUUGGUUAGGACUUAUGUGCAGGCUAGAAAGUUAAGAGAAGGGUCCGAGGUGUUCCGGAUGGUGAGAAGCAAAGGGUUUACCGUCUCUAUAAAUGCUUGUAAUAGUCUUCUUGGUGGGCUUGUAAAGGUUGGUUGGGUUGAUUUAGCUUGGGAAGUAUAUGGGGAAGUUGCUAGAAGUGAGAUGCCUUUGAAUGUUUAUACACUCAAUAUCAUGGUUAAUGCAUUGUGUAAAGAUCACAAAGUUGAUAGUGUUAAGUUGUUCUUAUCAAAAAUGGAAAAAAGGGGGAUUCUUCCUGAUAUUGUGACAUAUAAUACACUAAUCAAUGCGUAUUGUCGCGUAGGGAUGUUAGAAGAAGCUUUCGAUUUGAUAAAGUCUAUGUCUUGUAAAGGGUUGAGACCUGGACUUUUCACAUAUAAUACUAUAAUAAAUGGAUUGUGCAAAUUGGGAAAUUAUGCAAGAGCAAAGGAAAUGUUGAAUGAAAUGUUGCAUAUUGGAUUGAGCCCUGAUACUACUACAUAUAACGCAUUGCUCGUUGAGAGUUGUAGACAAAAUGAUGUUUCAGAGGCUGAAGGAAUUUUUAAUGAAAUGUCUUGUAAGGGUGUUUCUCCAGAUUUAGUUAGCUUUAGCUCUCUAAUUGGGUUGUUUUCAAGGAUUGGUCAUCUUGAUAGGGCAUUGGAGUAUUUUAAAGCUUUGAAAAUUGCAGGUUUGGUUCCAGAUAACGUGAUAUAUACCAUCCUUAUAGAUGGGUAUUGUAAAAAUGGCAUAAUGUCAGAGGCUUUGAUGAUGUGGAAUGAAAUGGUACAGCAGGGCUGCGUUAUGGAUGUGGUUACGUACAACACUCUUUUGAAUGGAAUGUGUAGGGAGAAGAUGCUUGCUGAUGCAGACCGUCUGUUCAAUGAGAUGGUGGAAAGAGGUGUUUUCCCUGAUUUUUACACUUUAACCACACUCAUUAAUGGAUACUGUAAAGAUGGGAAUAUGAGUAAAGCACUUCAUUUAUUUGAGAUGAUGUCGGAAAGAAAUCUCAAGCCUGAUAUAGUUACGUAUAAUACAUUGAUUGAUGGGUUUUGUAAAGUAGGUGAAAUGAAAAAGGCUAAGCAGUUAUGGGAUGAUAUGAUCUCUAGAAGCAUAUUCCCCAAUCAUAUUUCUUAUGGAACUUUGAUAAAUGGAUAUUGUAGCAUGGGUCAUAUAUGUGAGGCAUUCAGGUUGUGGGACCUAAUGGUUGAAGAAGGUAUCAAACCCACGCGUGUAACUUGUAACACUAUCAUAAAGGGCUUUUGCCGAUCAGGUGAUUCAGCGAAGGCAGAUGAGUUUUUGGAAAAAAUUAUUUCACAAGGAAUUGUUCCCGAUAGCAUUACAUAUAACACUUUGAUUAAUGGAUAUGUUAAGGAAGAAAAUCUGGACAAAGCUUUUGUUUUGAUUAAUAAGAUGGAAAAACAAGGGUUAUCACCAGAUGUUUUUACAUACAAUGCAAUUCUUGAAGGGUUCUGUAAACAAGGUAGAAUGCAAGAAGCUGAGUUAGUGUUGCAAAAGAUGAUUGAAAGAGGUGUAAAUCCUGAUAGAUCCACAUACACGUCGUUGAUAAAUGGACAUGUGUCCCAGGACAACUUGAAGGAGGCAUUUCGCUUCCAUGAUCAAAUGUUGCAAAGGGGAUUUAUACCGGAUGAUAAAUCCUAAUGUGCUUCUCUUGUUGCUUGAGGAAUUUCUGGAAAGCAUUGAAAUAAAAAAGAGAAGGAUUUUGGGGCCGCUUCAAAGUGCUUUAUAUACGUUUUCUUUCAUACUUGGGAAACGAGUUUGUCAUUAGUGUGUUUUCAAAUAUCCAGUGAAAGGGAUCCGUUUAGGUAAAAUGUAAAUAUGUUGUUUUCUAAGAUAUUUAAGCUGUACACAUAAAUGGUCAUGUGAAAAAAGAAUAUACAAAAAUAAAGAGUGGAGAUUUUCUUAGGUAAAGGGUGUUCAAUAAAUAAACAUGGUACUUAUAAGCAAAACUCCAUUUUUAUGGAAUUAAAUAAAAAUAAAUAAAGCUGACAUUGCUAGUUCAAGUAAGUCUAGGUCUAGAACUUUGAUUGGCUAAUAGUGCUGCAUCAAUAAGUAGGUGGAAGAGACGAACCAACUAAACUAGGUAGGUGGAAGAGCUGAGUUGACAUGACAAAUUGUAUUUGCUUCUUCUACUUCUCUCUCUCUGUGUCUCUGUUUCCCUUUCAGUUUAUUCUCUUUAUCAAUGUUCUCUUUCUCUAUCUUGGAUCUGAGGUCAAGGUUGGCGAGGGAAAAAGAUUAUGCAGUAUAUGUCCUAUAAUAGUUACACUUUUUUCAUUGUUUGCUCAUUAAUACUGAGUUUGACAUAUUUGUUCUCAAUCUUUGGCAAUAAACCUGUAAUCUCAGGUGUGUUCUCUUCUUGAAUAAGUCAUUCCUUUUAUUGCAUAGGUAGAUUGGUUUUUAUCUUGGUGGAGUAAGAUUACUAGUCUACUGUCUCAGACUAUGGUUUUAUUGCUUUUUAUAUGUCUCUCUCAACAUUGUUUGUAUAUAAUGUUUGUUAAGAAGCAGUUUCUCAGUUGCAGGUUUUAAUUGUGGCAUGUUCUUGUUAUCACUUGGUAUUAGAUCUAUGGAUACUGCUAUGGGGCUAAAGAAAGACAACUUAAGCUAUUAUAGGAGAGGUCAAUGGCAGGUGCUCGUGUGUGCUAAGAUUAUACAUAUGGAAUUGGAAACCCUCUUAUAGCCCCAUUACAUGCGGUACGUGGUGAAGUUGGCUGCUUUUGUAGCAUUUUGCAUGAGCCAUAAGUUGAACUUUACUAAAGUGUUUGAAAAUGAGACUUAACCACUGAAAAUACAUUAUUGGGAAGGGUGGUAUCUUGGUGGUAUACAAAAUUAUUUGGCAUUGGUUUGCCAUACUGCUGCAGCUCUGCUCAAAGUUGGGUCAUUUCUCUCCAUUCCAGUAGAAUUUUGAAAUCAAGAAAUGAGAAGUUGCUUCAGAUUGAAGAGAGCAAAUUCGAAACUGGGGACAUUUGGUAGCCAGUGCUUGGUAUAUAACAUGUAAUGGAUAUUCAUGGAGUACAAAUUAUUCGAGGCAAGCUCAGGGCAGCAUAUUUCUAGAAGGGAAAAGCUUUCUUGGAGAUUAAAAGGUUGAGGGUUUAGUUUCCACGUUUGGAUUGAUAUCGUAUUCUGUCUAAUAAAAAGAUAGGAACUGAUUCCCUGGUGGGUGAUGGAUAAAUUAAUUUUCAUCCUUUUAAUGC
Messenger RNA from Ziziphus jujuba (common jujube), 3917 nucleotides. Its product is annotated as pentatricopeptide repeat-containing protein At5g01110. Gene Ontology annotation, molecular function: protein binding. The transcript has 4 exons. The record is from RefSeq and is a predicted model, not a curated record. Lineage: Eukaryota; Viridiplantae; Streptophyta; Magnoliopsida; Rosales; Rhamnaceae. Bases 127 to 2367 code for a protein of 746 amino acids.